AAUGAGCUCAUUUUAAAGACCAACUUCAUCAAGAAAGAAUACUAAUACAUUACCACCUUAAUAAGGUGAUUUAGAGGAAUAUAUGUACAUAUAUAUCUAUAUUCAAUUCUAGUUAAAUCUUAUAUGAUCAUUAAAAGAGUUGUGAAAAGGCUGGCAAAUAUUUGGAGGCUGACUAAGCAAAAAAGAGGUUGGCUGAACUUAAAAAAGAACUUGAUUCUAAAAAUAAAGUAGAUGUCAAAGAUAGACAUUGUUCUGAAAAAUAAGAAAUAGAAAAAGCUCAUCUUGAUGAAUUUAAUCAAUUCAAUACAUUUUGGGAUUAAAAAAUGAUUGAAUUUGAUUAGGAAGCUUAAAAAGUUAAAGAAUAAACACUUUAAAGACAUGAGGAUGAAUUAAGAUAAUUUUCAGAAGAACUUGAAAAUUCUAUUCCAAUCAAACCAAAAGACUCAGCUGAAUUAUUGGCUUUAAGAAAAACAGAAGAGUAAUUGGCUAAAUAGGAAAAGUAUAGCAAUACAAUAAAUUUUUAUAGUUAUAUGGAAGCACAUUUAAUCUAGUAAAAAAUCUUAGCUUAAGAGAGAGAUGAAUUAGAGAAAUGGACAGUAGGAAGAUAAUAAAAAAUAAGGAAUCUAAUUAGUUAACUUAGAUAAAAAUAGAUUAAUGAAUUGAAUGCACUUACAUAAAGAAUUUUAAGUGGAUAAGAAGAAUAAAGAAAAAUAAGAUCUUAAGAAUUAGAAAAGUAAUUAAUUUAUAUAUAAUAUAAUUAGAUUAUUAUAAAAAUAUUAAAAUGUUAGAAAAGAAUUAGAAAGUCAACAAGUUCAAGAGAUUACUAGAUUAGACAAAUCAUGUAAAAACUAAUGUACAUUAUUCUCAUUUAAUUUUUAGCCAUAAUGUAAUAAUCUAGGAUGAAUCAAUCAAGAAUGUAAUAAAGUUAUGCUAAGGAUGAAAACUAAUAUAUUAGAUGAG
This is a messenger RNA of Paramecium pentaurelia, 960 nucleotides long. Lineage: Eukaryota; Ciliophora; Oligohymenophorea; Peniculida; Parameciidae. The record is from the annotation of a GenBank genome assembly.